CAACAAUACAAGUACGUGCGCGUGUGUUUUUUCUCGCUUCUGUCCUUUAUCGUUUUCAUUUGUCUCUGUUGGACGCGCGUGUUCGUUUGUGGUUUUGAUGCGGGUGUGAGUAGAGCAGGUAGAGAACAAUCAAGGUUUUUUUCAUAAACGUGCUGUGAAACAGCAGUGACGAUCGAAAGUAAUUUGACGAAAAUGCGAUACGAGUUGUUAGGUCGCCUAGCGUAGUAUAUCGCCUAGCGGCGACGGGCCCAGAGAGAAGCGGCGGAAAAAUGGCGUCCGAUAACGAAGCCUCUUGCGCGAGUGACCCAAAUUUCGCGGUGAUUUGUUCGUUUCUCGAGUGCUUCGGCAAGUCCUGUGGUAUCGUUUAUCCUGAUAUUGCGCGCCUUCAAGAGAUGCUUGAAAACACACAGGAGGUACCACAACAGUUGAUAGAUCUCCACAUCAAAUUAUUACGAAAAACACGUAAAACAGUAUCACCAGAAAAAUGGGAACGUGCACUGGUUAAAUUCUGUCAUACAUAUUCUAAUCAAGAUGGAUGGGAACUUGAACGUUUUGGUUACAAAAAAGCCCGUAUUGCUGUUAAACUACGACUACUUAAAGUUCUUUUAGAAACACAGUUUGACCUAAAUCAAAAGUUUAAAAAUGAAGUAAAUAAAUUAGCAGCUAAGGAAUUACGGGUAGAACCUUUAGGAAGAGAUAAAUCUGGUUUAGCUUAUUGGUGUCAACUUGAUGAAGAGUGCAAUAUAAGGGUUUAUAAAGAAGAUAUAGAUGAAGAAAAUUGGGAACUUGUAGCUAAGGAUCGAGAAGGAGUAGUUAAUCUUAUAAAUACCUUAUCAAAUGGAGAAAUUGGAGCUAUUCCAAUUAAUGAAGAUAGUAAUAGUUUAGAAAUUUCUGAGAAACCUAUUAUUGAUACGGGACAAAUAACUACAUCACCAAGUUUGGAGGAUGAAGUUGUACAGGAAAAUGGCAUUCACAUGGAAGGAUCUGAUGAAAAAGAAUUAGAUAAGAGUGGAGGUGAAGAUUUUGAGGAUGAAAGAGAACAAGAUGACAUUAAUGAGGCUGGUAAUGCUGAGGAAGAUAUGGAUGGUGAAGAUGAAUUGACAAAUGAUGAAAGUUCUAAACAAAAUACAGAGGAAGAUGAUUCUCAGCAGACAAUACAAAAUGAAAUGGUAGAAUCAAAUCCUGUUGAAACACCCCCUUUAUUAUCAUCAUGUCCCCUUAAAAUUUUAAAUGCUAAGGUUGAUACAUUAUCAGAAAAAGAAACAGUUUCAUCACAAGAGAAAGAAUUAAGCACUAUUCAGAAAACGAUGGUUACUACUAUUGUAUCUAAUGAUACUAAACCUGUAGAAACAUACAAAUCUGAAGAGCAUACAAUAGUGAGUAAUUCAAAAAUUGAUUCUGAAGAAUCAGUGCCUCUUAAAUCAAUUGAAACACCUGUUAUUACAUCUCCUCUUAAGUUAGUAAAUGUUUCCGAAAUGAAACAAUUACAUGAAGAAAAAGUAAUUACUGGAAUAACACAUACAUUGAAUAUAACAAAGAAAUAUGAAGAUUCAGCAGAUCAAGUUAUGAAAUCACUAGACAAGUUAUCUAAUAAAAAUAGUUUUCUUUUUACUUCUGCUGACAUGCCAACAACUCAUAAUAAAUUGUCUGUGAAGCCAAUAGAUCAACUGGCUGCGAACCUUGUGAGGAUGCAAUCUGAAAAACUUGAAAAGCCAAGUGGAGCAAAAUCAUUAGAGAAAAUUGCUGAAAACCUAGCGCGAUCGGGAAGUAUUGUGGGAAAUAUAAUAAAUGGAGAUGAUGAUAGAAUACCACAAGAUUUUUGUGCAAGAAAGAUAGAUAAAGUGAAUUCGCUUAGAGAACAUAGAGGUAUGGAUUUAUCGACAUCACCAAGAGGAUGGGAGAACACAAAUGAGCAAAACAGGCCAAUGGAUUUCUCCGGAAUCGAUUUAUCUAGUCGAAAAUUUAACAAAACUAUCGAUUUACCUUCUGCCGGAUAUAGGGCGCAAGAUUUUCAACAUAGAGAAAUGGACCUCAGUACGAAGAAGAUAAACAAACCGGAAGUUACAAAUUUACCGUAUGAUGCUCGGGCUGUGAUGAUGCGUAAUCAUAGCAUGGUAGCAGAUUUAAGUAAACGACAAAUGUCAUUUCCUGGUUACGAUAUGCCUCCUGCUUCAUAUCAUAAUGCUUCGAGAAUAUCUAAUAAAGAAGAUCACAGAUUACCAAAUUAUACCAUACUUCCAGAUCCGAGUAAAAUUACGGCUCUAAGAAUGAAUCCAACACCGAUAAAACGUCCAUUAGAAGGAGAUGAUAUGCAACAAGACAUAUUAAAGAGAAUAAGAGCAGAUGUAAUACCAAUUAGAAGUUCCAUGGAUAAGAGAUCAAUAAUGAGUAGUAAUUGGAGAGAUGAAGUUGGUGAAACCAUUGAGGAACCAAUGAUAAUGAUUCAAGGUGAAGGAUCUGGUAGUGAUUGUGAUGCAGUUAAUCCUGCUCUUGGAGAAGCUGUAGAAGAGCCCAUAAUUUUUUUUUAUGGAGAAGGAUCUGGUGAAGAGUGUCAGACAGGUAAUCCUGGUGAGGAUACAUCAACUGACAAUAAAGAAAGCAACGAAUCAAAAAAUGAAGCUGAUUCUGCUACUUCUUCUUUAUUGCCGAGUAAAAAUUUAGGCGAAGAUAGCCUUAUACAUGAAGUGUCUACCGGAUCUCUAAUAACAAGUAAAAAUACCAUAAAAUUAAACAGAAAUUAUCCGCAAUCAAGUAUCAAUGUAAGAAGUAAUCGGCAAACUGUAGGCUCAACACAAGAAAAGUCCAAGUUCAAACCAUCAUUGGGCAUUCAAAUAAUACCAAAAAAUUCUAACAGUUCUGUAAAAAGGAUAUCGAGAUGGGAUGUUGGAAAACCAGAAGAAAAACCAGAAUGUGACAGUAGUAUCAUAUCAAAUGAAGAAGACAUAUCACAGAAAAGAAAUGAAAUUGAAUGUGAAAAUUCCUCUAAUAAAAAUCAAAAUGUUAAGAUAGAUGGAAAUUCUGUAAGUAAUGAAAAUUCAACUUCACAAAAAAGAAAUGUAGAAGCCGAAAAUUCACAGGACACGGAAGGAAAUUCCUUGAGGCAAAAACUAAAUCCUGUUUCUCAAGAUUCCAUGCAGUGUGAUUCGUCUAUUUCCUUAUGUCAAGCAGAUACGUCAGAAACGCUUGAAUUUUAUCCAGAAAUUACACCCACAACUCAGUCAAUAAGUAAUAAAGAUGCUGCUGAGAAUGUUUGUGAUUCCGACAGUAUAACUUCACACGAGACAAAUACUGCAGAAAAAGUAGAUAAUGAAUGCAAACCAGCAGCUGCAUCACCACCAAGAUUUUUUUUUGGUCCUAAUUGUAUUUCAUACACUUCCAGAGCAGAAGUAUUUGAGUCAUCAUCUGAUCAUACAGUUUCAACAACUAUAGAAUCUAAAUCUGAUACACUGCAAUAUGAAUGUGUUUCUUCUUCCAAACCAGCGGAAGAUAUUACUUCUUAUACGUCAGACGAUUUUGGCGUAACUCAAAUGAAUAAUAACUCGUUAAAAAUAAAUUCGUAUGCACCUACAAGUAAUAGUCCACUUCAUGAAGAUGAUAAUAAGAAUAAAAUAGAAAAGGUUGGAGAAUCAACUAAUAUAUGGGAAGAAACAGUUCCUUUGAAAUAUUCUAUAGAUGGAGGACGUUGUGCAAUGCAAAAGACAGAAAUAGAUUUGUCUAGUUCUGAAUCAAAAGAAGAAAAUUUUAAAUCUAUUGUACAGGAUUCUAUUACUAGUAGUGAAAAUACAAAAAACGAGUAUACAAAAUCUGAAGAAACAGAAAUAUCAGGCAUAAUUUCACAACCUCACAGUACGAAUGAUGCAAAUAUGCAAGAUGCGAAUAUAAAGCUUGAGAAUGCAAUUGUAACACCAUCUACAGUACAGUUCGACUCAAAUAUUGAAUCUAUGCAACCUGAGAUAUCAACAGCAGAAAGUAAUACAUUAGAAGAACAAGUAAGAAGUCAGAAUAAAAUAUCAGAUUUACAAAAUGACACUGAUGAAACUGUAAAAACUCCAAUUCUUUGUUCUAAAGAUGAAGCUGAUUGCAAAUCAUCUGAUACACUUAAAAAAAGCGAGUUAGAAACAGAUACAACAUCUGUUAAUAAUUCAUGUUCAUCUUUUGCUCAAAAUUCAGAAUUAGGUUGUACAAGUAAGGAAGAAUUUUCCACUUAUCAAGAAGUAGAUAGUUUAGCAGAAAAAGAAAUGGAACAUGUAUCUGAGAAAGAAUUUGACUUAUCUGUUGAAAGUUCUAAACAAAAUGACAAAAAUGAUAAUAUUCCAGAAUUUCAUAAUCAAGAAAAGCAAUUAAUAAACCCUGAUAAUGAGAACAUGAAAAUUUUGACUGAUUCUGAUGUACAUUUGGCACAUAAUUGCAUUAAAAAUAGUAAAAAAAUAGAAAUUUCAGAACAAAAUGAAAUUUCAGUUAAUUCAUUUAUCAAAAAUUCUGUGCCUGAUGUUAAUACCAAAUUAGAUUUAACAGACAAUUUUACUGUUACUAGUUCGGAAUUAAUUGAACAAUGUAAAGAUUCACUAGUUCCUACAAUAAGUAGCUCAGAUGGUAAUUGCACUCACAAGACUUCGAUUUACGAAAGCGCUAAAGUGCAUUCAGAUUCUGAGAAAUUUUCCUUUAAAGAUGAAUGUUCUAUUUACAAUGUAUUAGCAGAGACAGUACCUGACACAAAUAAUUUUAAACCAUCUAAAUCUGAUGCAAUUGAAGCUGAAGGUGAAAUGAUUGUAUCUAAUAUAAUUGACAUUGAAACAUUAGAAAACCGAAGUUCCUGUGUUGAUCAAGAUUCAAAUAAAGAUAUGUCUAUUGAUGAUAAAUUGUCAAAGUCUGAUAAUGAACCUUUUAAACUAAAUGAAGAAAAAGAAUGUUUUGAUGACAACUUAUCAUAUGGAGAUACACAUAGUAUUUCGUUGGAAUUAUGUUCAUCUUCUGAUGAAACAAAUAAAUUUGGUACUGUUGUUGAAAGGAAAAAAACAGAGGACGUCAAUGAUGUAGACAUUCAGCAAAAAUCUGAUACCAUGAUAGAGCCUAUAAUUUCAGAAGAUAAAGAGAUGAUUGAACAGGAUGAAAAAAGUAAUAUAAAUCAAUGUGAUUAUAUUAUAAAACAUAUUGAAGACAGUAAUGUAAAAAAUGAAGAGUUAAAUUCUACAAAUAAUACUGUAGAAAAUGCAAAUAAUACUCAGCAAGAAUAUAUUAUUGAAAAAUCAAAGACAGAGGAACCACAAUUGAAUCAAAUAGACAUAAAUCCUGUGAAUUUGCAAGAACCAGACAAAAUAAAACAGUCUUUAGUCGCAAAUUAUGAGAGCAGUGACUCCAAUGAUGACAGUAAUGAUGCUUUUGAGAGCCCUCAAAGAGAAACAAUUGAAAAUAAAAAUAACUUGUUUACAGAUUUAGAAGAAGAAACAAUGAUUAGUAAUGAACAAAAAAUAAAACAAACAAUUCAAAAAUUAAUUACAAAGGAUGAAGAAUUGUCUGAAGAAUUACAGAAUGCAGUUACUAAUAAAAAAGGAAGAGAAUUAGUGUCAGAAAAUAGUUUUAAGAAAAUGGAAAACGAAGAAGCUGAAUAUAAAGAAGUGAAGAUAACUAACAAUGAAAUAAUUGAAGAAGAAUAUAACUGUAUUGUUAGUCAAUUUCAUUUAAAUGAAAAAUUAAUUAUAAAUGAGAAAAAAGAUAUUAAUAUUUCAGAAAGUAAUAGUGCAGAAGUAAUAAAAGCGGAGGUUUCAUCAAUCGUUUCUGAAACUGAGCCAGUGAAUAAAGAAAAUAUAAAUUCAGCAUUAACUAAAACAAACAAUGUAAUAGGCGAAAUAAGUGAAAAUGAUGGUUUAGUUCAAGUUUCAGACAAAAUCACGAAUACGAUUUCUGAAGGAAGAAAUGAUUCUGAAACAAUAAAUUCUAUAAACAUAAUUAAAACCCAAAAACAAACAAAUGAAGACAUUGAAUUUAAUGAUGUUGAAAAAGAAAUAUCAUGCGAGGGCUUGAAAGAGCAAUGUGUAAAACCUAUGGAAGAAAAAUUAAUAACGAGUUUUGAUAAUGAUAUCAAAUUUAUCAAAAAUAAAGAAGUUGAACAUGUUACAGAAGAAUUUUCAAUCAUAGAAUCAUAUAAUAAAUUGACAGAAUUUUCAGGAUUUAGUAAUAAAGACAAUAAAUUUGCUGCACAUUUACAUGAUGAAGGAGAUUUCAAUAAAGAUAUGUCUGAAAAUGAUAUAACCAUACAUUCUGUACAAAAUAUUUUACCACUUGAUAAAUUUGACAAUACAUCCUCAGGUAUAGAUAAAUCAGAAAUAUAUGAAAAUAAUAUUUCAACUAUACCAGAAGAUUUCAAAUCUACAGAUAACUUACAAUUUGUAAAUUUUAUAUCUGAAAAAUCAGAGAAUUUGAGUGCUACAGAUAACCAUGAGAAGCAUAGCGAAUCAUUUCAUGUUAUAAAUAAAAGUACAGAAUCCCUUCUUGAAAAUACUGUCUCUAGUUUAAAUGAUAAAUCAGCAGUAUUUAAUAUCCAAGAAACUACAUCAGAAUCAGCGACGGUCAUAAACGAUGCUAAGAAGGCAACUAGUAAGAGAUUGAGCGAUGUUUCUAAUAUUCAAGAUGUUCCUCCAUUAAAAUCUAAAUCUCCAUAUAUAGAAUCCAGUGAACAAAUAUUAGAAGACUUAACAAAUUCUAAAGUACAAUUGGGUCAAAAUUUGGAUAAUUUUAAACAAGUAGAAAUUGAUGAAAAUAAAAUAAGUGGGGAUGUAGUAUCUAAUAGUACCACGAAACAUUUAGCAAAACAUGAAUACAGCACAAUAUCUAAUACAGCGGACAUCGUGUUGAACAAAGUUGUGCAGGAACAUAACGACGAAAAUGACGAGAAAAAAGGGAGCUCAGAAAUUCAAAGUAUCGAAGUGAAAACAGUCUCUGUAUCAUCUGACGAUUCAAUGGAAGUAGACAAUGAAAAUUUAUUCAGUACAGUUCCCGAGGAAAUGGAUCCUUUAGCAUGUACUGACGAAGAUACAUUUAAGAAAUUAGACGAUAACGAACAGAGUGAUAUCUCUGCUCCAAAAAUAGGCUUACGGGUUAAACCCGUAUCUGAACUCGUUUAUGAUGGAUGGAAACUGGAUUCCACUGAAUUACCGAGAGUAUCCCGUAAGCGACGUAAUAGUUCCCAUGAAUCAAAUUCUGAAGAUAUAAUUGCAAAACAAAAUGAUGAAGAAAUAAUAGGAGGUAAAAGAAUAAAAUUACGUGCGGAACGAAUACCUGAUAAGCAAUUGCGAAAGUCUGUGGAGGAAAAUCGCGUUGUAACAAUAAGUUCAGAAGACGAGGUUGUAAAAUGUAGCCCUGAAAAGUCAGAAGAUCAAGAAGUUAAGGAUGUUAGCGAUGACCAAAGUACUACUCAUUCGGUUGCAAUUGGAAGAAAAACAAGAGGACGUCCUAGAGGAAGACGAAGGCGUUAUAGAGGAAGUGGACGUUCAGCUCGACCGAAACAUUCUGAAUUUCAGAGUAUUCAAACUUCUGAGGUAUCAUCUGAGAUCCACCUUGAUGAAACACCAAGCAAUAAUGAUUCUUUAAAUAUGACACCAAUUUCACAGAAAAAACGAAAGAAAAGAAAAAUGGUGUUGGGCCUAGAGGUAGGUAGAGAUAUUGUUCCCGAAACACAAACAGGAUUAACUCAAGAUGAAACACCUGUAAGGCAAUCUAGAAGAAUAGCACAAUUAAAAAUUAAAGAAGAAGCAGAUAGACGAAGGAUUGAGGAAGAGACUUCAAAUGAAAGAAAAGACAAAAAAGAUUCAGUGGAAAGAAAGAAGCGGAAGAAACCAAAGCCUGAAAGUGAAGAGGAAAUCGCAAUAAAAGAAGUAGAGAAAGAAAAGAAAUCUAAAAAGAAACGUAGAAAAAGGAAAAAGAAGAAAAUGUCUGCUAAAUUUAAUGAAGCAAAUCCAUGGCAGAGUUCUUCAGGUUCUAGUAGUGAUGAUGAAAAUGAGAAUGAUGAAGAAGAGGAUGAAGAAGAAGAAAUAGAAAGUGAAGGAUCUCUGCUUUUUAAAAGCGAUCAUGAGUUUUCGCCUGAAAGUGAUCUUGAAAAAGAUCAAGAAUCAGAGCCAUUAAGAAGAGCAAGGACUGCGCAAAAAGCUCAAAGUGAUGUUGAAGAAGCAGAUGAUGAGUAUGCUUGUCAAAAAUGUGGUAAGGCAGAUCAUCCAGAAUGGAUACUUUUAUGUGAUUCUUGUGAUAAAGGGUGGCACUGUUCUUGCUUGAGACCUGCUCUCAUGUUAAUACCAGAGGGUGAUUGGUUCUGUCCUCCAUGUCAGCACAACUUGCUAGUGAUUAAAUUAAGAGAAAGCUUAAAAAUGUACGAUCAAUUGACAAAAAGACAUGAAAAUGAAGUUUUAAGAAAGAAGAGACUAGCAUUUGUUGGUAUAAGUCUAGAUAAUGUUCUUCACAAAAAUGAAUCACAACGUCAUCAGAAAGGAUCAAAAGCCUCUAGCCAAGAAUCUGAUAAUGAAUCUUCAUCAGCAUCAUCUUCGACAAGUACAGAAACAUCUAGUAGUGAAGAAAGUGAACCUGUAUAUCAGUUACGUGAAAGACGAUCCGCUAACAAAUAUAAAUUUAAUGACUAUGAUGCCAUGAUCAAUGCUGCAAUUCAAGACGAAGUAGAAGCAGUUCAGGGAGCUGGAAAUCAAGGAAGAGGAAAAGACAUUGCAACUAUAGUGAAUGCGGAAAAAGAAGAAGCGCAACUGCAUUUUAAGAAUGAAGUAUUAAACAUUGAAGAAGCUCCAGAAGGUAAAGAUGACAUUGACAAAAAAUCAGAAAAAGAGAGCGACGAAGAAUAUAAGAUGGAAUGUGAGGAUGGUAUUGACGAGGAAGAAGAAGAACAAGACAAAGGAGCAGUAAAGAAAUUCUUGUCGCGUAAGAAACAUCGUAAGCUGAAUAGUCUUGAUAUAAGCAGCGAAGAUGAUCCUGAAAGUGACGAAGAUUUUAAAGGUACGAGUUCUGAAGAGGAAGAAGAUUUUGAUGACCAUAUAACAUCUUCUGAUGAAAGCACUUUUGCUGACGUAAAACGACGUAGUAGAAAAGGAGAUUCGCGGUCCGUACGACGAAGCACUAGAGCCAGAACUACGCGUUACGAAGACUUUAUAAAUGACGACAGUGAAGAAAGCGAUAGACCAAAAAGAAAAAAAUCUCGGUCUACAUGGGAUUCAGAUAACGAAGAUAGCGAUAAUUCAUGGCGACAGAGGAAAAAAAGAAGUAGGAACGUAUCGACAUCUAGGUAUAAAACAUUGCCGAAGACGAAAAAUAGAAAGAAAAAGAAGAGAAAACGUAUAAUCGAAUCUGACAACCAAAGCGAAACGGAAGAGUCAAAUGACGAAUCAAAAAUUGAAAUGUCGUGUGAGAUACAACCACAAUUAGAAAACAACGAAUCUAUAAUGUCUGAUGUAUUAGAUGUCAAACUUGAUAACUUAAAUGAAAAUAAUGAAGACAAACAUAUUAACCAGAUAAAAGAUAUAAAACCACCAGAAAUAAACUCGGAAAUAUCUGGUACACCUGCCACUCUACCACUCGAAGAAAUAACGCAACAAAAAAAGAAGAAGGAUAAUGUAAUAAGAACAAAGAAGACGCCAACAAUUCGGAGAAAAAUUAUAUACGGUGGUCUUCCGGAUGAAAAUAAACCAGAAGAAGAAGAAAUAUUAAGUAGGCGAACUCGCGGUAAAAAGAUUAAUUAUCAAGAAGAAAUUGCAUCAGAUAGCGAAGAGGAGCUAAAAAAGGCAUUAAGAAAAACGGGAGAAAGUGAAGAUGAAUUUGUUGUAAAUGAGGGCGAAGAUUUAAAUGAAGAUGCUGAGAAAGAUUCAGAUUCAGGUGAUAUUUAUAAUCCAAAAAAAGAUGGUCAUAAAUUUAAAACUAAAUCGCCAAAAAAUAGAAAACCUAGGAAAAGCAAGAGUCCCGGUGGUAAACGGAAAAUGUUAAACGAUGGAACACCAAAACAAAGAAAAAAGCCUGGUCCGAAACCUGGAAGUAAAAACAAGUCACGUAAACAAAACUUUUUGCUUAGUUCUGUUAUCCAAAGAAGAGAUGAUCAAGAUGGCGAAAAAGAUAUCAUGGCGAAUGUCAUAGAUAAUCCUAUGGGAGAGAUAGAUACGAAACUUGAUGAUAAUCUUUCAGAGAAUGUAGGUCUAACCAGUACGGCUAUGUCGGUAGCAGGUUCUUUCACCGGAGAUGUGCCAGAAGGUUCCUUAACGGGACUUGGAGCAGGUGAACUAGCUGACUUAGAUGACGAACAAUUAGAACAAAUGAUGAUGGAGGAUGAAGAAUACGCCAGACGACAGUUAGAACUUGCAGCUAUCGAAAUAAAAAAGAAGAAGAAAGAAGAACGAGAAGCAAAAAAAUUAGAAAAGGCGCGUUUAAAAGCAUUAGAGAUAUUGGCAGCUGAGAGGCAACGAGACCCUAACGCGCCAGAGGGAACUGAUGGAGAUGUACCAAAGAAGAAAAAGAGAGGCCGUCGGAGUAAAGCCGAAAUUCUUGCAGAACAAAUGCGCAGAGAUGGGGCUCCGAAUUUAAACACCACUGUUUUAUCUGCUAGCGUGCCACAAAACUUGGUAACUACCAUACCAUCUAAUAUCACUCCCAAUAUGUCAGCGAUUAUGACUCCUGAUGCGGAAAGAACCGGCGAAGGACACAUUCCUAUGAUGACGGGACCAGAUGGACAACUUUUUAAUCCCGAUGGAUCGCCUAUGAAACCUAAAAGAAGGGGACGUGGUAAGGGUAAAAAGACUCUUGCCCUGGAAGCAGCUAGAGCUGCUGAAGCAGCGGCAAAAGCUGCUGCUGAGGCUGGUUUAAUUGGAAUGGGCACUGAUUCUAAUUCGGAGAUGAAACCUGGUGAAAUCCCGAAUGUACUUCCUACACCAGGUAGUAGCACCUCUGGUUCCGCUCCGUCCACACCACCUGCUGGCGUUGUUACAACACAAGGACCACCUUCUUCGCAAACUCCGACUUCACAGUCUGUUUAUCCGUCGUUACCACCUAAUCAACAGUCUUCCGUUAUCACCAGGAUGCUUCAAUCUCAACCUGUAUCGAGUAGUCCACAAUCGUUCUCCGCUGCAGCUGCAGCAAUGGGACACAAAUACUUCGGUGGACCAAACGCUGGAGGUCAAAUAAUGGGCGGACCUAGGACAGGCUACGAAAUGCAACCACGUGGAAGAAUACCUUCUCCGUAUAGACAAGCGGGACAAUCUUCUAUACCACCUCAUUUUGCUGCUGUAAGAUCAGGAACUCCGCCAAUGAGAAUGAGGGUACCUGGUCCGCAAAUAUAUCAUACGCCGCAUCAUCCAAUGGAUCCUUCUCCAUCAGGUGGUGGACCGAUAUCGAUCAACAAUCGAGAUCGUAGUUCUCCACUUGGCCCUGGACCUGCAAUGAUUCCACCAGCUGCCGGAAGUCCUCUAGCAAAAGGUGGUCCUACACCUCCUCCACCUCCUCCUUAUGUCAGAGGGGCACCUCCCAUGUCCAGGUUUGCAGAUAAUCCAAUGGGUCCUAGACAUCAAAUGCCUCCUUUCACCAAUGCAUCACCGGUUAAUCAUAAUAUGCAACAACCAUCACCGCCUCCUAAUCGACCACCUGGUAAUUUUUCACCGUAUCAUCCUCCCCCUCCUCCUAAUUAUCAUUAUGGUGCCUAUCCACCACCACCGCCGAUGUCCACAGCAGAUGAUGCAGCCGCAUAUCAAGGAUCUCCGUAUCCCGCGGAUCACUUUUCAUCUCCUGCGGAUAAUCAACCACCCAUUCAAGCCCCGCCUCCCCCUCAGCCUCCACCACAACAGCAAGCGCAUGCGAACGAUGCUGGUACUGGAAACAAACAGUACGAUGAAGAAGGUUCUGGAGAAUUUGGCGGUUUAGUAUCAUACUUCAGUAGCCAGAGAGAAGAUGAUCUUGAUUCGUAGCAUGAGUGAGAUCUUGGCCAACCCUAAAACUUUAUAUAGGGUGCAUUAAACAAUGGUGUUUUAACGGUCAGGUAAGAUUGCAACUUUUGCUCGAGAGGGACAAGUACAAGAGAAACAUAAAAAAAGCUAGCAAGAUGUAAUGUAAUCGUAAAUACAAAAAAAAAGUAGAUAUACAUUUAUAUCUACUUUAUAUAUAUUAUACAUAUAUAUGUUGGGGCAUUGGAAUGUUUGAAAUAAUGAUGAAAGAAAGAGUAUUUGCAUAACAUAUGAUGAUGUACGUUCUAACAUUAUUUUAUACACAUAUUGUACUGUUUUAAAACGUAAGGAAAAAGGCGUAGAAUUAGAAUUGUCUUCCUCUUUGACCUCUUAAGCAAACAGUUGUUCAAAACAUUUAUACUUUCGAAAUAGAAAGAAAAAAAGAAAGCCACCAAAACCAAAUCCGAGGUUGGCCAAGCGAGAAUAAGGAAAAAAAUAUUAAUCACUAACAAUGGAGCCUAUUUCCUAAAAGUUGUAAGCUUUUUGUAAUUAGUUCAAGUUUGAUUAAAUUUAUAUGAAGCAAACGAGACCAGUCGCUAGUAGCAACGGAAGUUGCGUGUUGCUAGAGAAAGGAUUAUACAAAGAUCUGACCAGAAUUUUAACUAAACAUCCAUUAGUAUUUACACAUGAAAUUUGUGCACAGUUACUUCCGAAUCCAUUGUAGAUGUGUAGAUGUCCUCUCCCAGAUAAACGUUUGCUGUUGAAAAAGUCGAUCUUAGUAGCAAUCAGGAGAAAAAUUAACAAAUUCGGACUAUGCGCCGUUGUUACAUGUAUAUAUGUAAAUACAAUAAGUCCUUUAGAUUAUAUUAUAUGUAUUAUAUAUACACAGUCACGCAGAAUACUAUAAAAUGAAUUAGUGCAAAGGGCACAAAUGUAAUAUUUAAAUUAAAACGAAAGGAACGGCAUCCGAUUAUAAUAAAUUAACAAAUGGUGUGAAGACUACUACUAUAAUUAUUUAUAAAGAAAAAUUAAGAAUUUAUGAUAGGUAGUAUGUAUAUUGUAUUUUACAAAUUUUACUUGAUAAUUAUAAUAAAAGAAUAAAACAUUUGGAUAUAGUUAUAUUAGAGAACAGGAGGCUGCUAAGUCCAACUCUAAGAAAGUCAGAGAAAAGAAAUUUAACGAAACUGACGUUAAGCGUGUGUAGAUAAUCGGGGAAAUAACUUAACGGAAGAAAUUUUUAUUUUAUUAUGGAGUGCAAUUAAAAGUACAUAUAAAUACGUUUAUAUGUAGCUAUAUAUGUGUGAAUAUGACUUUUUUUUUUAAUACGUUCAACAUUGUCGACAAAGACUAAAAUGGUUUUCUUGUUUCUUAUUUUUUCUACAUCCGCUCUUUUUCCCGAAAAUCUUUUUAAGACAUAUUUCAAGCUUUUUAAAAAAAGAAAAUAUAUAUAUAUACAUAAAUAAAAAUAUAUAUAUACACACAAUAAUAAUAACAACAUGUAAAGAACUAAUAAAAAAAAAGGAAUGUUUCGUACUAUUAGAAAUCAUUAUGAACUAGACCCAAGUUCAAAGCUGUUCGUAGCUGCAGUGCAGCUUUGAGAAAACUAUAAACUCCUUGAAUUCACUUCUUAGAUAAAUAUUCGAAGAAUAUUGCUUUGAUCAAGAAAUGAAUACAAACGAAAUUAAUUGGAUUAAGUGAUUCACUGAACAGAUACGAUUACGUGCAAAAAAAAGAUAAUAAAAAUAAUAAUCAGGAUAUAAAAUAAUUUUUAACAUUCAUUUUUCAUUUUACAUAUAACAGCCUCCUGCUCUUUGAUCGAUCCGCAAAGCUGAUAGUGUCUUUGCGUCACAAAGAAUCAUCAUGUAUCUGUUUAGUUAUCACAAGUACGUGCAUACCUAAUAUAAAUAGAAGUUAUAUAAAUAAAAAAAGGAAAUCAUUAUCUUAGGAUUAGCUGCUUGGGAUAGUUUCCUUUACUUCGUCGAACGUUUAACAACCGAAUUUGAACGAUUAUAUACACACAUUACAACACGCCGUAUAUUGUAAUAGAGAGUUUACUACCGAUAAUUUUAUGAUUUUUACAUCUAUACGAUAUAUUUCAGUUGUAUAUUGUUUAAUGUACAAUCUACUGUCUUCUUUAAAUAUAACAUGUGUCUUCGGACCAUUCGUUCUUAGGGUGCGCUUCAAGGAAAAUGCGAAUAUGUAAUGUAAGUUCUUUCACAAAUGCUCGAAUGGUUAUUGAUACCAUAUAAAGCAUUCAUUGUAUUGUAAAGUAUUAUUGGAGAUUUAAUUUUUCAUAAUACAAUGAUCAUGCGAAUUUAUAUUAAAGAAAAAGAAAAAAGUUUGAAACUUUUCAAUAUGUCCGAAGAUUUGUUUUUUAUCCUUUAAACAAAAAAUUGAAACACAGGGAAAGUGAAAUGAAUUUUUUUAAAAGAUAUGUAUAUAUAUAUUCAUGUACAUUUGUAUUGCUUUUAUGCAUGGCAUGUCCGCAUUUAGAAAAAUUCGUAUAGCUCGUAUAAGAUAUAUUUAUGAUAACACAAUGAUUCGAUCUCAAAACUGGAUAAACGUAUUAAACGUGGUUCUUAUAACUUAUAAAGAGGUACUUCAUUUUCAUACAUGUACCAAACUUUUUCGCAUUUAUAAAUGUUUCCUUGAAACGUAAACGAACGAAGUGUCUUAGCAAGAUAACAGUAAAUGUGGUGCAGUUUAGCUUUUCUUUUUCGUAAGGGUCUAGACCAAACGCAAUUAUUAUAUUACAUGUUGUAGCCUAAAUACAUUUUGUAAUAAAAUUCAAUAUAUUGAA
Messenger RNA from Bombus huntii, 14712 nucleotides. RefSeq names its product titin homolog. The transcript is spliced from 17 exons. Gene Ontology annotation, cellular component: RSF complex. The record is from RefSeq and is a predicted model, not a curated record. Bases 270 to 11936 code for a protein of 3888 amino acids. NCBI's taxonomy places the organism in Eukaryota, Metazoa, Arthropoda, Insecta, Hymenoptera, Apidae. Gene Ontology annotation, biological process: regulation of DNA-templated transcription.